AUGCUCAAGGUAGCAGCUUUCGUGUGCGUGUGCGCAGCAGCCUGGUGCAGCCCGGCGCUGGCGGCGGCGGCCGGGGGCAGACCGGACAGCGGCAAUUUUCUGGACGAUAAACAAUGGCUCACGACCAUCUCCCAGUACGACAAGGAGGUCGGGCAGUGGAACAAAUUCCGAGACGAAGUAGAGGAUGAUUAUUUUCGUACAUGGAGUCCGGGUAAACCAUUUGAUCAAGCUUUAGAUCCGGCUAAAGAUCCAUGUUUAAAGAUGAAAUGUAGUCGCCAUAAGGUCUGUGUUGCACAGGAUCAACAAACUGCUGUUUGCAUUAGUCACCGAAGGCUUACACACAGUAUGAAAGAGGCUGGUUUAGGCCAUAAACAGUGGAGGGGUGGUCCCAUUUCAUCAAACUGCAAGCAAUGUCCAGUAGUUUAUACCAAUCCUGUUUGUGGAUCAGAUGGUCACACAUAUUCUUCUCAGUGCAAAUUAGACUAUCAAGCCUGUGUCUCAGGAAAACAAAUCUCAGUGAAAUGCGAAGGACGUUGCCCUUGCCCUUCUGACAAAUCCACAAAUGCAGGCAGAAAUGAUAGGAGAGUGUGCAGUGACCUGGAAUUCAGGGAGGUUGCAAACAGAUUGAGAGACUGGUUUAAGGCACUUCAUGAAAGUGGAAUUCAGAAUAAGAAGACUAGGAUUGUUCAAAGGCCUGAAAGAACCAGAUUUGAUACCAGCAUUUUGCCAAUUUGCAAAGACUCCCUUGGCUGGAUGUUUAACAGGCUUGAUACGAACUAUGACCUGUUGUUGGACCAGUCAGAACUUGGAAGCAUUUACCUUGACAAGAAUGAACCAUGCACCAGGGCGUUCUUCAAUUCUUGUGACACAUACAAGGACAGUUUGAUAUCUAACAAUGAGUGGUGCUACUGCUUCCAAAGACAGCAAGACCCACCUUGCCUGACAGAAUUCAGCAACAUUCAGAAGCAGCAAGGAGGAAAGAAGCUCCUAGGGCAGUAUAUCCCCUUAUGUGAUGAAGAUGGGUAUUACAAACCAAGUCAGUGCCAUGGAAGCGUAGGGCAGUGCUGGUGUGUUGACAGAUACGGUAAUGAGGUAACGGGAUCCAGAACAAAUGGUGUGGCAGAAUGCGCUAUUGAUUUAGAAACUUCAGGUGAUUUUGCCUCUGGUGAUUUCCAUGAAUGGACAGAUGAUGAAGAUGACGAAGAUGAAAUAAUGAAUGAUGAAGAUGAAAUUGAAGAUGAUGAUGAAGACGAAGGAGAUGAUGAUGUUGAUGAUGACGAUGAUCAUGAUGGAUAUAUUUGA
Messenger RNA from Gavia stellata (red-throated loon), 1302 nucleotides. RefSeq names its product SPARC (osteonectin), cwcv and kazal like domains proteoglycan 3 (gene SPOCK3). The transcript has 11 exons. Gene Ontology annotation, molecular function: calcium ion binding; protein binding. The coding region runs from base 1 to 1302 and encodes 433 amino acids. Lineage: Eukaryota; Metazoa; Chordata; Aves; Gaviiformes; Gaviidae. The record is from RefSeq and is a predicted model, not a curated record.